CACAUCUUCACACUCUGCAUCGCAUUGCAACUGCUUCUGCUUUCGAUACUCGCAUCAUUGAAAGAACCGCUCACUUUCGCCUGUCCUCGAAUUAUACUCUUCGACUGAAUUUGUUGUGCUCGCCUUUCGACCAAGCAUUGUCGCGCCCUUGUUUCAGCCGCUGCCUUCGUCAAUUGAGAACCAGGGCCGUCUCAGUGCCAGACAGCGUCCUAUCCCUUGAAGGUCCAUAGAGACUGGACGCGUAUUUCAACAAAAACCUGGGAAUCUCCCAUCGCGUGUGAUCAAACAUUAUGGCGACAACUCCUCCGCCAUCUUCGCGGUCAGGCCUGCAGACUCCCCCGCCGCCCUCCCCGUCAAGCUUGCGGGUUCCUUCUGCACCGCUGUAUGGGGCUAAAAACGACCAAUAUGAGCCAUAUCCGCCUCGAUCAUCAGCUAGAAUAGCAAGUCAGCGUGCGGCUAGAUCAAUGGAGAGAACACCCGAACCAGUUUGCCCAACCUCGCCAAGCAAGAUGCGAUCUCGAGGGUUGCCGAAGAAGGGCCCGAGAGUCGAUGGGGAGACCGGCAGAAACUGGAAGGCAUCAGCAAGUGACGCCCUGUCCAGACAGCAAACCAACUUCUCGUUAUCGAUAAGCGAGUCUGCCUCCGAUAUUUGCGAAUCCCCUCGACGUCACCUUUCUUCUUCCUCUCAUCCUCGCUCAGCAGGGACGCAGGCCUUGCCGACUCCUGCUAAAACCCCAUCCAAGCGAUCGAUCCAAGGCGAUUUAUCAUCUACUUCUCGUUCUCUCUUCCCAUCAACAAGCAAGAUGUCGACCAAGAAACCAUCUCCUUUCUCACUGGAGAGCUUUGAGACAUCUGCUUCUGAUGAGAUCCAAAUCUUCACCGACUCCCGUGAUCGCAUCCCCGCACCUGGGCCGGUAUCUGGCAACCCUUUUACUUCACAGGCCGAUGCUGUCAAGAGCUCCAGUCCCGUUAAGCGGGGUAAGAGGGCUGCUCGUACCCAGGAAACUGGUGACGGUUCCAGCUCGGAGCGUAUUCCGGUCACUGCUGCUAGACGCCGCCGAAAAGUCCCUAACGAUGAUGACUCCUCGCCCAACCCAGAGGAAGGAAUCACCAUGAUUUUCCGUGGUAAGAAGGUCUUCACCAGGUUCUCAGAUCUGGAAGAGGAGGAUGAGGAUGAGGAUGACCUGGGUCUCUUUGCUACGCGCCCAGACCUGCUGGCAGCCAACCCAGACAUUCUGAAGCGGGCCAAGCCUCUCACCCGCAACUCCAUCAAGCCCCGUAUCCUCUUCCCUGGUGCGACAGAGGGCAGCCGUCCCCUUGAGGAAGAGGAUGCUACCGACGAAGAGGAUGUCGAGGUGGCUGAGGCUCCGGUGUCUGAGGUGCAGGUGGCUAAGACCCAGGUCCCUCCUACCAAGGUCCAGUCGUCGAUGGUGACACCUGCCGUUACACCUGAGUCGCCGGAAAUCCCUCAAGCUCCUGGUGCGACUCGUCUUCUGCGAUCCAGCGCCCGGUUCGCAACGCAGGGUGAGGAGACCCCCACUGGUACGAACUCCGCAGACACCAAGCGGAAGCGUAUCAGUCCUUUCGAUCAGUGGCUGCGUAAGAAGCAGGCCAUUGAAGAACUGUCUUCCCCUGCCCCACCUGCGAAGCGUGAGGCCGACUCAUCGGAUGACGGCCCGGUGACCCCACACUCGGCCAAGAAGACCCGCAGUACUCGGGGAGGUGCUUCUACGGCUUCUUCGUCUUAGUCUCACUUCUAUGCUCACUACUACACUCACAGUAGUUAGAGUGACGACUCUGUUUGCCUCGAAACGAUUUUUCAUUGACAUGGUGCAUCGGUCAGCGACUUUUUGCGUUUUCUGCUUUUCUUCUUUGUGUCCUGCCAGGUUUAUUUCUCUCGCCUGCAGGAGGAGUCUUUGCGUCUUGGGAUGCCGGAUGCACGACAAUUUGUUUUUCGCAGCGGCCAUGCUGCAUAUCACCUUCCGGAUUCUUCGUGGCGUCAUUUUUUUUCUUUCCCCUUUUUCCUUUGAUUUGUCUUUUUCUUCCUUUCUCCGGCGAUUUAAUGUUACCCCUUGGUCAUGACAUGCGUGUCGUUUCAAGCACUGAAUUCUUCUGCUUCAACUUGGCGCGUGGGUUGGGAUAAGGGGAAAUCAGGAUACCAAGUACCUCGUGUCUUUUCUGGGAAUGGGUCAGGGGAGUUUGAAUUCUGCUUUUUGCGGUCGUUUUUUGUUUUCUGGUUCUUCUUUUCUGCGAUUGUGUUCCGUUUCAUUAGCAUAUCUUUCCCUGGCUCUGUGGGAUUGUUGUUCGGACAUAAGUGGAUAGAGGAGAGAAGCCGGUGGUGUCGCUUGCCUGUCAAUGAACAAGAGCACUCACAUGAUGAAACAUUCUGAUCCUUGUAGACCUCAAAGUACC
Molecule: messenger RNA, 2412 nt
Organism: Penicillium subrubescens
Lineage: Eukaryota; Fungi; Ascomycota; Eurotiomycetes; Eurotiales; Aspergillaceae
Exons: 3
Coding region: 291-1748 (485 amino acids)
Source: RefSeq, a predicted model, not a curated record